Messenger RNA from Anneissia japonica, 1102 nucleotides. RefSeq names its product transcription factor HES-4-B-like. Gene Ontology annotation, biological process: regulation of transcription by RNA polymerase II; anterior/posterior pattern specification; regulation of neurogenesis. Gene Ontology annotation, cellular component: nucleus. Bases 106 to 789 code for a protein of 227 amino acids. Gene Ontology annotation, molecular function: RNA polymerase II cis-regulatory region sequence-specific DNA binding; DNA-binding transcription factor activity, RNA polymerase II-specific; protein dimerization activity. The transcript has 3 exons. The record is from RefSeq and is a predicted model, not a curated record. NCBI's taxonomy places the organism in Eukaryota, Metazoa, Echinodermata, Crinoidea, Comatulida, Comatulidae.
AUAAAUAAGGGUCACAACUUUGAAGAAACACACUUUUACGAAUUGACUCCUAGCGAACACAAUAUUUGAGAAAGACUUUUUAUCUUGGAAACACUUAAUUUCAAAAUGGCUCCAGUUGUUGCAGUAAACUCUCCUAACAAUCAAGGAAAAAUGAGCGAAAUCAGAAGGACGUCAAAGCAUAUCAUGGAAAGAAAACGACGUGCUCGAAUUAAUGACAGUCUUCUGCAAUUGAAGGGUCUUGUAUUUCCUGCUAUUAAGAAAGAGGGUAAUGGCCAACCAAAGAUGGAAAAGGCUGAUAUACUCGAAAUGACCGUGAAACACCUCCAGCAACAGAGAGCUGCCGGCUUUCAACAACUGCCAAACGAUGGAUCUCAGUUCAGAGCUGGUUUCAGUGAAUGCAUCGGGGAGAUCUCAAAAUGCCUUGGAGCUUGUGAAGAUAUUGACCUAGAGGUGAAAAUGCGAAUUAUGGGACAUCUAAGUGCCAAGCUGAGUUCGAAAGUCAGCGCACAACCAUGUAGUCCAGUUCUUCCUUCAACUCCACCACCACAAGCUAUCUCAACGCCAUACAUCCAAAGUCCAAUUCAAUCAAUUUCACCUGCUUACAGAGGACAAACCGAAUGUACAGUUCUGCCUCCAAACGUCGCAUGUUACCCGGCCGUAUUCAUCACUCCACCAACAUCCCCAGUCCGCUGCACAGUAUCGCCAACCACUGGAGUUACAUCAGUUAGGCAGCAAUCUUUUGUAAAGCAACAAAUUGUUAGCAACGAACCAGUAUGGAGGCCGUGGUAGAUUGGCAAAAAAAAACGAACAUUUAAUUAUAUCAUGUGCCUUAAGAUGUCUUCCAAUUAAUGAUUAUAUGACCAGGUGUCAGAAUAAAUCAUGUUAUAUCUAGUUAAAAUUUUAAUUUUUUAAAGAAAAUACUUAACUAAUGCAACCUUGCCAAAGGGAUGCCUAAUUUUAACAAUGUUUUAUAUGUAUAAAGUUAUAAAUAAUGAAUUUUAAUGACAAUGUAUUUAAUAUUUGUAUGCAGUUGCUGGUCAACUUAUUUUUUGAAACCGUCCUCAUUGAUUUAAAUGAAUGAAAUAAAUGAUGAAAACUUUAA